ACCAGAUUCACUCACAAGGCUUUGGUCGCCCGAGUCUAUAGCAGAAGUCACUCGCUCAAGGUGCCACGCAGUGGGACUGAACCCGGAACCAUGUGCUUGGUUCGCAAGCUACUUAACGCACCGCCAACCCCGCCUCUAUUUCGAGAGUCAUCUCCACUUACUUGCCAUCUCCUAUUCCAACUUAAAUCUACUUCCGGCAUCAGUAAAUUUGAAAUUAAUUUGGACCCGGAUCCGGUGCAACCGUUUCAAACUAAACUGAGAAGACAUGGACUCAAUCUAUAAUAAAAUUUGUAAUAAUGAUGUGGAAGGAUUGAAAAUCUUACUUGAGGAGGAGCCAGGCAAAAUUAAUAAACCUAUUGAUGGAGAUGGAACAACUCCUUUAAUCUUUGCCUCUCAAGUGGGCGCCGAUAGAAGAAUCAUCGACAUUUUGAUAAAAGCUGGUGCGAAGUUGGGAGCGAAAGACGGAUUGAGUGGUUGGACAGCUUUGCAUUGGGCUGUGAGGAGGAAUCACCUUCAAGCAGUGGAGAUAUUAUUAUCUCGGGGAAGUGAGGUUAAUCCUCGAGAUGAAGGUGGUCGAACACCGCUGCACUUCGCCUGUUGGUGGGGAUCCUUGCACACUGUCGAUCUUUUGUUGGGUCACAAUGGCAUUGAAGCCAAUGUGAUUAACAACGAUGGAGACACACCACUGCAUAAGGCAGUUCAGCACCAACACUAUAAAGUGGUGUGUGCGAUGCUGAAGCAGGAUUCGGUGAAUUUAGAAAUUGUGAACAAAAAAUAUAGGACACCAUUGCUUGAAGCUGUCUCGGACGGUCACCUCGGAAUAAUGCAGCGGCUGAUAGCCAGGGGCACGAAUGUAAAUGUUGUUGAACAUGGAGGAAAUAAUUGCCUGCAUCUGGCGUUAAAAAGAAAAAACAACUUUCAUUCUGAGGUGGAGCACAUGACCAUGUUAGAUCAGGUAAGUUUUCACAUUGUUUGUGACUAUGUGUGUGUGUGUGUGUGUGUGUGUGUGCAUUUGUGCGUCUGUGUGUGUGUGUUUGUGUGUGUGUGCGUGUGUGUGUGCAUUUGUGCGUCUGUGUGUGUGUAAAAUAGACAAACUGACAGAGAAAGACAGACAGAAACAGACAUUGUUUAUAUCGCAAUUCUCACCUACCAACCCCAUCCUCCAUUACCAUUUCCUGAUCCAGUCACAAUGGUAACCCUUAGUUAUAUUAUUAUGUAACAAACACUAUUCUCUAUCCGUCCCCUUCCGUCCUCAAAGGCACGACCUCUCCAUGGUAGAGAAGGUGAUCCAUCUCGAAUGUUGGCCAUACAAACACGGUCAUCAAAAUUUGAAGGAGAAAUGAUCUAUUCAAGACAGGAGAUAUUAUUCUGAAUUAACAAUGAUACUGGGUAGAAGAGAGGUUCAUAUGAUAGACAGUAACAUUUAUAGUGCUGGUGCCAUGAUAAUAAAUACAUCUUGUCCAUUCCAUGAAGAAUUCUGCCUGAAACAGCUCUCUGUCACAUUUCUUUUAUAUAAU
Molecule: messenger RNA, 1517 nt
Organism: Octopus sinensis (East Asian common octopus)
Lineage: Eukaryota; Metazoa; Mollusca; Cephalopoda; Octopoda; Octopodidae
Product: 26S proteasome non-ATPase regulatory subunit 10-like
Exons: 7
Coding region: 266-1084 (272 amino acids)
Cellular component (GO): cytoplasm; nucleus
Molecular function (GO): protein binding
Source: RefSeq, a predicted model, not a curated record